Molecule: messenger RNA, 904 nt
Organism: Pseudopodoces humilis (Tibetan ground-tit)
Lineage: Eukaryota; Metazoa; Chordata; Aves; Passeriformes; Paridae
Source: RefSeq, a predicted model, not a curated record
AUGGCCCCGGGCUCGCCCGCCGCUCGCCGCCGCGCCGCGCCGCGCCUGCUGGCCGCGCUCCUGGCCUUGGCCUCACUCUCUGCUCCCCUCUCCCUGCCAGGUUUGCACACCUUUGCCAUCGCCUUCGCCUUGGAAGUGUCAGUGGGGAAGACCAGCACGGUGAUGGCUCUGAAUAACUCCAAUAUCCUGCUGCCCUGUACCUUCACCACCUGCAUAGGCUUCCAGGACCUGGUCUUCACAUGGUAUUUCAACUCGACAGAGCUGAUUUACCAUGGCAAGAUAAAGAACAAAGCCACGGAGCCCACCCUCAUCUGGCACAACCCGCGGGUGGAGUUUGUCGGCUCCACCACCAAGAAGGACAACAACAUCUCCAUCGUGCUGAACAACGUGGAGUUCAGCGAUGCUGGCAAGUACACCUGCCACGUCAAGAACCCCAAGGAGAGGAACGCCCAGCACAAUGCCACCAUCAUCCUCACCGUGGUCCAUAAGAUGGUGGAGACGGACAACACUGUGACACUCAUCAUCGUGGGCGUGGUGGGGGGGCUCAUCGGCCUCCUCAUCCUCUUCAUGCUCAUCAAGAGGGUGGUCCUGUUCAUCAUCAAGAAGACGCAGGACGGGAAGAAGGAGUGUCUGGUGAGCUCGUCAGGGAACGACAACACCGAGAACGGCCUGGCCGGCUCCAAGGCGGAACAAAAAGCACCACCAAAGGCAUGAGCGAAGCAGCGGCGCCCCGCGCCCGCCCCGCUCCGCCGCGGGAGCCCGGGCACGGGACGAGCCUUCCCCUUUUGUUUUCUUUCCGAACUGCCAGCGCUUGAGACAUGUUUCUAUUACACACGUGCCUGCAACCUGCACUGCUUCUCGGAGAAGGCUGCGGCUGCCGGGGGAACUGGGAGCUUCUCGCGGA